UGUCACUUCGUUCACUUUUAUGUAAUUAUUAUCAUUUUUGUUGUUUUUUAUUUAUUUUCUUGUGGCAAACAGAAGUUCAUUGUACUUUUAGUUGUAUACAUCUAUGCAAACCACCGCUCUUAAUGGUAGGGAGAUAUUUUUUGUCUCCAUCCUGCAUUUAAAGACAACAACAUACACUCACUGAACUGGGAAGGGACAUGUAUCUUGAUAAUAACACGCAUCGUAGUGGGGGAAUAGUGUAAUGUGAAAUAAGACGAUGAAUAUUUGGAGGUGAGAGGAUGAAAGUGCAGGGAAGAGAAGCGCGUAGAGCGGCGAGGCGUGGCGCUGAUAAUCCUUGUCGGAGGGAGCGUGAGUGUGGCAGAGGGCGGGUGUAGGGAGGAACGAAAAGUGGUGGUGGUGGUGGUGGUGGUGGUGGUGGAGGAAGGAACCGUGGCUGGAGUGUGAGGGGGGGCAGGGAGGGGGGGACUGAGAGUGCGUGAGAGGGAACAGCAAGACCGAAGGACCAAGCUAGUGUGACGCUGAGCUCAGGCAUACACGCACCCCAGCCCCGACCUGCCGCAACCACCACCACCGCCGCCACCACCACCACCACCACCGCUACUGCUCCAGCCAAGGCUUUCCCUCACAAGUAGUAGUGCAGCCAGUGACCACCAUCAUGGCGGACGCUCAUUCCCGCGGUGUGCCGCAUGAUUGACAACACCUUGAGCCACGCCACUCAGCACUUCGAGGCUUGCCACGUGCGUCGCCGUCCAAGGCCCUCGCUCGGCGCGUUGGAGCCCCGCGUGGAGGAACAGUGCCGCGGGCGAGGCGGUCCCUGCUCGGCCAGCGAGGCUCGUCCCGCCCGGCCGUGGCUGCGAGGUUCACUCCUGAGCGGCCAAGACCAUGUACAACAAGCACGUGAGGUUCAAGCGUGAUGGAGCGGCGGGUGGUGGAGGGUCAGCGGCACUUGUCCCUACCAGCGAGGAGGCAGAACACCUGGUAGUGGGCGUGAUGCGGCCCCGGUGCUGCAUGGGCGCUGGAGCGGUGGCGGCGGCUGCCACGGUGUGAGGCCGCCACCUCCAGGCCAUGUACCGCAAGUACAUCCAGGAGCUGAGCGCCUCUUCCUCCUCCCCCGACCCGGACUUCCCCGACACCAAUCUCAUCGUGGGCGAGGCGCAGCUGAAGGCGGCCAAAGCAGGAGCCGCUCAUCUCGACCAGCACCUGCAGGUGGCUCCCGCCAUGCCCGCCAGCCCUUCGUCCCCGGGUCUGUCCGACACCCGCAACGCCCACACCACGGUGGGCGACCCUCCGCCUCCCCGCCCCGCGUCUGACAGUGACACAGAGGAUGACGCCAGCAGCGUGGCCCUGUCAGUCAGAUCAGAGAGUACCCUCGCGUCUGUCGGCCAGACCACGGGAGGCGUUGCCCGCUCAGCCAGCAGCGUGUGCCGUGGGCGGAGCCGCCUGAAGGAAUCCCGCCGCCACUCCGAGAUCUUCCACCUGCAGGAAAUCUUCUCCCGCAGCAACACUCCUGAGUUCCGGCGCCGCCCCACCGCCCACGCCCGGCCCUCCCUGCACUCCUCGCCGCCCCGCGUGUCUGAAGACGACAGGUUCUCCACGCUUUCCCAGGACGAGGUGAUCGUGGUGCGUCCCGUGGCCGAGGCAUCCUGUGCCAGGUCGCCACUGUACCCAGCUCCGCGAGGAGACCUGCUGCUGAACCACCGCAGCGAUACCACCCCGGGCCGUGGCGUGAUCAAGGUGCUGUCGGCUUCCAGUGCAAGUAAUGAGGCGCAGGAAGCGUCAGGCCCCCGGCUGACGAAGGGAGCGGUGGGCGCGGUGCCCUCCUCCUCACACCACCUCAACAACACCCUGGGCAGGGACAGCGAUCCUUGGCUCCGGUCGGCCCGCAGACUGGCCGCCUCCCCGCCACAGAACGCGCGGCGCCACUCAGCGGGCCCCAGCCUCUACUCCAUGUUCUGCUGCCGCGCCUUCACUAGCGGCAGGUGACAGCACGGACGGCUAGGAGUCAGUCACUGGCAAGGCGGUGCUCGUGGCGGCCCGAGACGUGAAGGCGUGGAGGCGUGGUGGUAGUGAGGACUCCAGCGUGACGGAAGCAUCAAUCUCAGCAUCAGGAAGUCACGUCACCAGCAGGAGCGGCCGUGACACAUUCCUCCCAUACCAAGAAGUUUGCCGAGAGAAAGUGUACAGAGGGACAGUGGGAUGAUCUAAAUAAAUUUGCGCCCAUCCCACACACCCCGGCAAGGAAUGGGAGUGCAGAGGGAGUACAGAGGAAGCAACCGUGACGUCCCUCCUCCAUUGCCAAAAGAUAAGGUGUCCGGAGACGAUGAAGUGAUGAUUGAUGUAAAUUCAUGCCCUUCCCACUCACCUAUCCCCCCCCAACCAAACACACUCCAGCAAUGAAUGGGCGCGCAGAGGAGUGAGUACCGUUCAUGGGCGGCUUAUUCACUGUUCACGUCCAUCUGGGAGGACUCCACGAUGCCGCUGCGGUGCGUCAGACCAGCUGGGGGCUCCAGAUCGUGAGGGGCGGCCGCGGAUGUGUGGCUCAGACAGACUCUUUCAUUCCCGAGUGACAUUUCGUGAAAAUAACGUGCCAAGAAUAAAUGAGGAGUGUAAAUAGUUAGGUGUAGCGAGUGGCGGUGAGAUGUUGUCUUACGGUGCAACUUUCCCGCUGUCUCACUUACCCAAAAGCGAAGUGGAGGGUAAAAAAAAAGGCGCCUUAGAUGGACUCUCUACGCCGCCUCCGUCAGUGCAUGAAACACUUCUGCGUAUCCUCUCUUAUGUCUCCUAUACAAGUCUCAUCUUUUUGUAUUAAGAUAUUUUAGUAUUCCAUGGUGAUAGAGGCGCGUGCAUGUGUGUAUGUACGUGGUUUCAUUGAAUAAAGUACAUUGUUCCUC
Molecule: messenger RNA, 2891 nt
Organism: Scylla paramamosain (green mud crab)
Lineage: Eukaryota; Metazoa; Arthropoda; Malacostraca; Decapoda; Portunidae
Exons: 2
Coding region: 1066-1983 (305 amino acids)
Source: RefSeq, a predicted model, not a curated record